CUUUGACUCUCCAGCCAGGAGUCGCAGCUCGCUCAUUCAAACCUAAAAGACAGUGGGACAAGAACCGACACCUGAAGACAAUGAAGACCACUCUAGCAACUCUGACGCUGUGCCUGGUGCUCAUCAUGGCCACAGGCUUCCCAUUCGAGAGGAAAGGGGGAACGGAGAAGGAGAAGCGUGUGCAGUUCGCAGCCUGGGAUGAUGUCAAUGUCAUCGCCCAUGGCCUCUUGCAGCUGGGUCAGGGCCUCAAAGAGCACGUGGACAAAACCAAAGUCCAGAUGAGGGACAUCUUCACCAAGAUCAAGGUCUACAACCGCACCGUCGGCGAACUGGGCAAGGAGAGCCAGAGGCUGAGGGCCGAGGGGGAGGCCCUGAAGGCUCGAGCCCGAGGGCUGGAGGACAGAGAGGGGCAGCUGCUCAACGUCACGGCCGAGCUGAGGGAGAAGACGGACGAGAUGCAGCAGGAGAGGACGGUCGUGAGGGACAGGCUGAGCCGGAUGGAGGAGAGGCUGGAUGAUGCCAAGAACGGCACAGACGCGCACACCAUCCAGAUGAUGCUGGAGGCCCAAAACAGACGCAUCGAUGACCUGAUGGCACGUAUGAGACUCCAACAGGAGAAACUCGAUAAGCAGAACAUGCGCAUUAGAACCCUGCAAAGUCAGAUCCAACAGUCAAGACAACGGUCGUUCACCAACACCGACAGCUUCGCUGCAAGCGGCGUGGCCGAACAACGCGACUCCCCAGUCGAGAUGGCAUCCGACUGUCACGAGCUUUUCCUGCGAGGCGAGUCCACCAGCGGGGUCUACACCAUCCAGCCAGACAACAUCGAACCAUUCAAAGUCUUCUGUGAGAUGACAGCCGAUGGCGGAUGGACUGUGGUCCAAAAGCGACAGGAUGGCUCUGUAGAUUUUGACCAGUUGUGGUCUGCCUACGAGAAAGGCUUCGGCAGCCUCAAUGGUGAAUUCUGGUUGGGACUGGAAAAGAUCCAUUCCAUAGCCAAAAAUGGCGGCUACGUCCUCCAAAUCAAGCUCUCCGACUGGGGAAAUGACUUGGCAUCUAUCCUCGUCCCUUUCCAACUGGGCGGAGAGGAGACCAAGUACUUGCUCCAGAUCCAAGAAGUUGGCACUUUCAGUCCUCUGGAAAGCGCCCUGGGCUCGGACGCGGCUUCAGGUCUGCCUUUCUCCACCCGCGACCAGGACAACGACCACAAAAAGGACGCCAACUGCGCCAAACAUCUCUCCGGUGGCUGGUGGUUCAGUAACUGCGGUCAGUCCAACCUCAACGGGCGAUUCUUCCAGAGCCCGCCGCCCAAACAGCGGCACCAGAGGAAGCAGGGAAUCUUCUGGAAGACCUGGAGGGGGCGCUACUAUCCCCUCAAGUCCAGCACGAUGAUGAUUGCCCCUUCUGUGAUUGAGAUAAAAUCUUAAAGCCAGAGACACAAGGUGGCCUAGGUCAAGACAAAAGAGGGGGAGAAAGAUGUAGAUUUUGGACUAUUCUUUCUUUUUGUUAGAACUUGGUUUAAGCGGUAGAGGUUGUCACCCUAGUACGUCAGCCAAGGCCCUCAGCAUAGACGCAGGAAGGGGUUUUCGGGUUCUCUUCCCUGGUAUCCCCGAGUCGCAGAUGGGAAGACGGCAGCGAGCGUGAAUGUUUUCGACGUCACCUUCUCCUGCGAGUCGCGGCGACCCGAAUUUCCCAACAAGUCAAGACUCAUCGGUAGUCAUUGGGAGGCUGAUAAUCAGCACCAGAACACUGCCUAUAUUUUGGAAUUCUUGUGGUAUGGAGAGGCCUGUAAUGCAGGCAGAUCAGCUCUCUGGCUCUAUUCUGGCCCUUUGGGUCCACCUCACUUACUCUUUUACCAUUUUAGUUGUUUUAAUGCAAAAUGUCAUUUCCAAUUUCAGCUCUUAUAUCAAUAAUAUACUGUAACUGUUUGCAUCAAAUUGUACCUUUUGGCUCAAUCGUGGCCACUUUUGGCCAAUUGAAACCUAUCAAAAUGAGAUAUUUUAAUUUGUUGUUUACUGGAUUUGAAUCAUACAAUUGGGGUAAAAUGGGUUUUAUCCUCAACCUAACUCUUGAAAAUUGCACACAAAAAAUAUUUCUCAACCAAAUUAUCUUUUUAGCAAUUUUUGGACAAAAAUAAAUCUUAGUUUCCAAAAGAGGUGUGCAAUGGCUUUCUAAACUCUAAAAGCACAAAUAAAUGAUGACAAUUAUAUUUUAAGAUGUCAAAAAUUACAUUUCGUUAGCCUAAUAGCAUAUUGAGUCAUUUUUUAAAAACAUUUUUGGAAACAAGCAAAACAAAUUCAACAAACAAAGAAGACUCCAGUUGCCUCAAAUCAACUUUUGUGGAUUAUUAUGACCUGAAUGACUGAGAAUCUACACAGACACAAAGAAAAAAAACUACAUUUUUAACAAGCACAUUGUACGUUAAAAUGAAUGAGGCAAUUAUGCUAGUAGGCUCAUGAUUUUAAUUAUUGCGUUUGUUUUUUUACAACCUGCCCAUUGUGUAAACAAAGGGGCAUUUUCAGGGUUGAAAAAUAAAAAUUAAUGGAUACCUUAUAAAAAUGACGAACUGAUGUUACUAAAAGACGCACAAAAACAACAAAGUCUUAAAAAUUCCAACCUUUUGGUCACAAACAAGCUGAAAACGUAGUAAAAUCAAACACACUUUUUUGUUUUUUUAUGGCGUAUGUUGUGGACCAAGAUGUGACUGAUUAAACAAAGGUUCACUAUUUGCAUGGGCAUGAGCUUAAAGUUUAGAAGUUGUGAUGUAAAGUUUAAAUCACUGUACACUGACGAGGCUUAAAAGUGUUGAGACGAAUGUCAGCUCCCUUCUCUGAUUUUCACAAAACGACAUUGAAAAGCAUUCCAGCUGAUGUAUAUUCUUCACUAUUUCUGGGAGGGAGAUUUGCACAAUUUUAAGUCAUAUUGACUUCCUUACCAAUGUUGUACUACAGUGUAACAAGGAAUUUGUCUUCUGGGACUGUUACUCGUGUUUUGUGUCUUUAUCUUCAUGUUGUCCCGUUUUCUUAUUUAAAUGCUGUCAAAAGAAAUAUUAUCAUAUAUUUGUAAUUUAUAUUUUGAUGUGAGUGUUUUUAAGAGACUUUUUGGCCUUCAGGAGCCAAUAAAAUGGGUUUAAACCAA
Phyllopteryx taeniolatus (common seadragon) is the source of this 3138-nucleotide messenger RNA. It is a transcript of the gene angptl4, whose product is annotated as angiopoietin-like 4. The transcript has 7 exons. Gene Ontology annotation, molecular function: enzyme inhibitor activity. The coding region runs from base 81 to 1427 and encodes 448 amino acids. Lineage: Eukaryota; Metazoa; Chordata; Actinopteri; Syngnathiformes; Syngnathidae. The record is from RefSeq and is a predicted model, not a curated record. Gene Ontology annotation, biological process: triglyceride homeostasis.